AUGCAACGGCCCCUGAAUUACCCGUACCCCCAGAUUUUCUGGGUGGACAGCAGUGCCAGCUCUCCCUGGGCCCCUCCAGGGUCAGUCUUCCCCUGUCCGUCCUCUGUGCCAGGAAGGCCCGGGCAAAGGAGGCCACCGCCACUACCACCACCUCUGAAGAAGAGGAGGGACCACAACACAGGCCUGUGUCUCCUCGUGAUGUUUUUCAUGGUUCUGGUGGCCCUGGUUGGAUUGGGGAUGGGACUAUUUCAGCUCUUCCAUCUGCAGAAGGAACUGGCCGAACUCAGAGAGUCCACCAGCCAAAGGCAUACAGAAUCAUCUUUGGAGAAGCAAAUAGGUCACCCCAAUCCACCCUCUGAGAAAAAGGAGCUGAGAAAGGCAGCCCAUUUAACAGGCAAGCCCAACUCAAGAUCCAUCCCUCUGGAAUGGGAAGACACUUAUGGAAUUGCCCUGGUCUCUGGGGUGAAGUAUAAGAAGGGCAGCCUUGUGAUCAAUGAAACUGGGCUGUAUUUUGUGUAUUCCAAAGUGUACUUCCGGGGUCAGUCCUGCAACAACCAGCCCCUGAACCACAAGGUCUACACGAGGAACUUUAGGUACCCCCAGGACCUGGUGCUCAUGGAGGGGAAGAUGAUGAACUACUGCACUACUGGCCAGAUGUGGGCCCGCAGCAGCUACCUGGGGGCUGUGUUCAAUCUCACCAAUGCUGACCAUUUAUAUGUCAAUGUAUCUGAGCUCUCUCUGGUCAAUUUUGAGGAAUCUAAGACAUUUUUUGGCUUAUAUAAGCUCUAA
Balaenoptera ricei (Rice's whale) is the source of this 789-nucleotide messenger RNA. It is a transcript of the gene FASLG, whose product is annotated as Fas ligand. Gene Ontology annotation, cellular component: membrane. Gene Ontology annotation, molecular function: tumor necrosis factor receptor binding. The coding region runs from base 1 to 789 and encodes 262 amino acids. The record is from RefSeq and is a predicted model, not a curated record. The transcript is spliced from 4 exons. Lineage: Eukaryota; Metazoa; Chordata; Mammalia; Artiodactyla; Balaenopteridae. Gene Ontology annotation, biological process: apoptotic process; positive regulation of canonical NF-kappaB signal transduction; extrinsic apoptotic signaling pathway via death domain receptors.